AUGAUCUCCAAGGCUGAAUCCAACCUAACAUUCAUCAAACGCAUUAUUACAAAGGCGAGACGUGAGUUUAUAAGCACGUCACGCCAUGCUAACAUCAUGCAGUUAAUUCUAUCUCUUUCAUUUGCAGAAAGCUGCCAAGGACCACACGAAAAACGUCUACUUAACCACCUUCUAUCCACCUACAAUACACUCGAACGACCCGUAGCGAACGAAUCGGAACCACUGGAAGUCAAAUUCGGCUUAACAUUGCAACAAAUUAUUGAUGUGGACGAGAAGAAUCAACUUCUUAUAACCAAUCUUUGGCUUUCGUUGGAGUGGAAUGACUACAACUUACGAUGGAAUGAAUCGGAAUAUGGAAACGUGAAAGAUCUGCGGAUAACACCGAAUAAGCUCUGGAAACCGGAUGUGUUGAUGUACAACAGCGCGGAUGAGGGAUUCGAUGGCACGUAUCACACCAACAUUGUGGUCAAACAUAACGGCAGUUGUCUGUACGUGCCCCCUGGUAUCUUCAAGAGCACAUGCAAGAUAGACAUCACGUGGUUCCCAUUUGAUGACCAACACUGCGAAAUGAAAUUCGGUAGUUGGACUUACGAUGGAAAUCAGUUGGAUUUGGUUUUGAAUUCCGAAGAUGGAGGGGAUCUUUCCGAUUUCAUAACAAAUGGCGAGUGGUAUCUGCUUGCCAUGCCGGGCAAGAAGAAUACCAUCGUCUACGCCUGCUGCCCGGAACCCUACGUGGACGUCACAUUCACGAUACAGAUCCGACGGCGUACAUUAUAUUAUUUUUUCAAUUUAAUUGUGCCGUGUGUGCUGAUAUCAUCGAUGGCUUUAUUAGGAUUUACACUACCUCCCGAUUCGGGCGAAAAAUUAACAUUAGGCGUAACUAUACUUCUAUCCUUAACAGUAUUUCUAAAUCUUGUUGCUGAAUCCAUGCCGACAACGUCGGACGCUGUUCCUCUUAUAGGCACCUAUUUCAAUUGCAUCAUGUUUAUGGUGGCAUCAUCGGUGGUGCUGACGGUUGUUGUACUCAACUAUCAUCACCGCACGGCGGAUAUACACGAAAUGCCGCCAUGGAUUAAAUCCGUUUUCCUGCAAUGGCUGCCAUGGAUUUUACGUAUGGGUCGCCCCGGCCGUAAGAUCACACGAAAAACAAUAUUACUAAGCAAUCGCAUGAAGGAAUUGGAAUUAAAGGAACGUUCUUCCAAAUCACUACUAGCCAAUGUGCUGGAUAUCGAUGAUGAUUUCCGGCAUACGAUCUCCGGCUCGCAAACGGCGAUCGGUUCAUCAGCAAGCUUCGGUCGCCCCACAACGGUGGAGGAGCAUCACAAUACAAUAGGUUGCAAUCAUAAAGAUUUGCAUUUGAUUCUUAAAGAAUUGCAAUUCAUAACGUCGCGCAUGCGUAAGGAAGAUGAUGAGGCGGAAUUGAUAAGCGAUUGGAAAUUCGCGGCAAUGGUUGUGGAUAGAUUUUGUUUAAUUGUUUUUACGCUCUUUACAAUUAUCGCAACGGUGACCGUUUUGCUGUCGGCUCCGCACAUCAUCGUGCAAUAAGCCUAAAUGAAUUUGAGAAUUAAGCAUAAGCCUAGGAUAGACAUAUUACAACUACAUACUUUAAAAAAAAUAUUUUUCCAGAGGAAAAACACUUCCUUACAAAUAAAAAGAAAUGUCAAGGAGUGCAAAGUCUAUCAGAAUUAACUCUUAGUUUUAGUUUAGUAAAGUGAAACUACUUAAUAAUUAUUGAAUUAGACGCAUGACAAUUGAAAAGUUCUGAAAAAUCAAUACACAAAAAAAUUGUUAAUUAAAUUUUUAAGAAAACUGAUAACUAGUUACAAAUUACAAAAAAAGCAAAACAAGACAAAACAAAAUAUAUGUACAUAUAUACAAGCUUAGUAUGUAAAGAAACUGGCAACAAAAUGGUUACUUAAUGCAAACAAAUUCAAAUACUUUUAUGAAAUGAAAAAAAGGAAAUUUCAAAACAAACUGCCGUACACAAAUAUGUUGAAUAUUUCGAAAAAAACAAUACACCUUAAGCUAUUCUAGAAAAAAAUUUAUUGUACAUUAGUAAAUAUAGUAAAUAGGAAAAAAUUCUAUAUAGAAUUCAGAUUAAUUUACAAAAUAUAAAAAAAAAUUAUUAAUUUAAAAAGAAAUUUCAAAAAACAAAAACAAGCGUUCGUUAUAGUGAAACAAAUUGUGGAGAAAAUGUUUUCUUAUAUUAUAAACUAAAAUAUGAAUGUUAAAAACCAUGCAAGUUACGCUAAAUAAAUAUGAAAAGAAUGGAUUCUACAAUGUGUAGAUAGCUCUGUAAGGUAAUUAUUUUUUUAUUUAGUAUAGAAUAACAUUAGAAGCAGAAAGAGAAAAGCCAAAGAAAAAUAUAAAAAAUAAAGAUAUGAAGAGACAGAGAUUGUUCCUAUGAAACAUAAAAAUACACAUACACUAACACAAAAGUGCUUAAUUUCAUACAAAAUCACACAAAAAAAAAAGCGAAAGUAAAAUUCAAUUCGACCAUACGUUGGGAUGGCAGAAUUGGGCGUUUAUACAGGGUGACUAGUAUUUCGAUAUAUUCCUUGUAAGGGGUCUUACAAUUGGUUACUGUUUAAUAAUCCGGAAAAGUUGGUCUAUAAUCAAUGGUUGCCGAUUUAAAAGCAGUUCUUCUUUAAUUGUUGGGUGUAAAAAGUAAAGUAAAAGAGUAGUUUGCUCCCGGUCUUAUUGCCGUUUCCAAAAUUUAUAUACUCAAACAAAGACAAGUGAUAUAAAAGCAAUGGAAAAAAGCCAAGGGUUAAGAACUUCGUGCUUUUGUCGGGCCAGAGUGAAAUACUUUGUGAAAAGUGCAUGUAACCCAGGGAAAAUUGGAGAUAACAACACGAAAAUCAGCUCUACCACAGGGCAGAAAAGAAAACGCGCCAGAAGAUACUGUCACUCUUAUUGAAAUUGCUAAGUUACUGCCUUAGUUUCAACUUUCUUAAAAUAUUUCGCCAAUUCUAUUGGUUUACGUAAACAUCUCAUAGAGAUUCAUUCGAACUUAUUUCUAAUCAGACAUUUGGUGAAGAGAUCUGUCUAAAAGACCUUUCCCUUAAUUUUUUUGGAUGGGAUCUGUGUAGAUCUUACCUGCACCACAGGGGUCCCUAGUGUUACCAGUGUUUUUGGAGUCGUGUUAAACAUAAUUCGUGAAGCACGUCUUGGCGAAUUUUACUAAACAGUUUAAACUUUUAUCAAAAGUAUCCUUCAGAGAUGAAAAGCAUACCGAUUCCAAUCCCUGCUUAAAGCAGAACCGUGGCAAAGCAGGUGUUCUAACUUAUCCAUUUCUUCUUCGCAUAAGUUACACGCGUCGUUCUGGGCGAAUCUCAUUUUACCUGCAUGACAUGAAGUGAGACAAGAUACCGUCAGUACUCCUACCAAUAUAAAAAUAAAGUUGAUUGUUUUCGUCUUGCAAGUUCGUUGCAUUAUUUUUGCAAUCCUGUGAAAGUCCGAGGCUUCUCAUAUAGACUGUGCUUCCAGAGUUAGUUCGUCGUGUAGUUCGUCUUCAAAACUGGGAGUGAAGGAAAUAUGUUCGACGUACUCAUACUAGCCUAUUUUCGCAGAGCUCGUCCAGUUUUAAUAUACAGUGUUUCACGCAUUCAGAGAUAGUCAUUACAGCUACAUUAUUGCUUUAAUAGUAGCUUGACUAUCGACGAAGAUGUUUGAGAGAGUGUCAAAGGGAGUAACUUAUUAACGCCAACUCAGCUUAGAUCUCAGCUUGAAAUAUGAUAGACUAAUUACGAAGCCUAAAAGACUUUUGAAGAUCAAACUGCGAGCAGAAGGCCGCUCCUACUCCUUCCAUCAUUUUGGAUUCAUAUGUAAAAAAAUUGUGUGCGUGGUGAUCGGAUUCUAAUCCCUUCUGUUCUUCAAGCUUCACGAUGCAUCCGAACCACACUUUACAAUAGUGCAAAUCGAGACGUGACAGGCACUAUCGAAUCGAUAUGUCUAGGUCCUCAGCAACUUCUCUAACGGUGAUUCGAGAAUUGGCCAAUACCAUUUUCUUCACUUCAUCAAUUUUUUCGUCUGUUGUUAAAGUGCUCAGGCGUCCGGCACGCUUUUCGUCGUUCACAUCUUCUCGGCCUUCUGAGAACAUUUUUUACCACCGAUAAACGUUGCUUUGGUCCAAAGUAGCUUCGCCGUAUGACACAGUCAACAUUCAGAAUGCAUCCGCGCACUUAAUUUUGUUUUUCACACAAAAUUUGAUACAGGUUCUUUGAUCCAUCUUUUUGAAUAGGUAAAAAUCGAAGUCGAGCCGAAACACGUGCAAGCAAAGCAGCUGUCAACAAUUAACUAAACAUUCAAAAUGGCCGAACUCGGCAUGAGUGAGAGACAUGAGUACCAACAUAUCGCCAAAAAAAUCGAAAUUCGAAUAUACUUAACCUACGAAAAUUCAAAAUUCUCGAUACUUUGUGAACACACCUCGUAUUCUUGCGCUCUUCCAAUUAGUCGAUAAUCACACGGCAAGCAUAGGCAGUGCUUCUUAUAUGACUUAUACAUUUUUAAUUUUUGCCAGCCUUUGUUGUGAACAAAUCCCUGUCGCGUCAUCCAGAAUCCAAUUAGCGCUUCCGCACCACAACCUUGCAACCAACUUUUUUAUGGUAACGCCUACUAACAGCAUGACUAUAUUCAAUUUGUGCGGUUAAAGAACCUUAUUCAGUUAUUAACGCCUAAGCCAGACAGUUGCUUGAGACCUUCGAACAGUGGUUAGCCAAGGUUGACAUGCUCUCCUUCUAUGGGGCAGGACAUUCACAGAGGAAAUGGAAAAUCGUUUUCUUUUUCUCUGGUUGUUUACAACUGCGGCAGGAUAUCUUGGGGAUGCCCAUUUUGGCUGCUUGCUCCCCCGAUAGACCAGAAGCCAGUUAUCACCGUCGUGAGUCUGCUGGCAUCCCUUCGUUUCAUAUUUGUCAGUAUUGAUGUUUGUUUGUGAUUGUAGGUGGGCCGAAACGUUCGGCUAACUUUGCAUGUUGUCUGGUCCCUUCAUCUGCAUUUCGCGAUCUGCAAUCCGAUUCUCACUUAUUACGAAAGCAAAUCAGCUGAUUCCUUCAGAGAGCCGAUUAGCGGUUUGAUGUUGGCCACAUCUUUGCAUUCCGUUUCGUUAUGUUUCUGGAAAACGCUGGAAUAACGUUAAGCAGAGAUCGCUAGUUAGAAAAACGAUUUCAAAUCCUUAAAGCGCAUGAAAUCCAGAUCAUUUUAGCCCUCAACAAGACAUCUAAGUACCCGAGUCUAAGUGGGUAUGCAGCGAUUUGCAUACCCAUAGUUAUUCAGUCAACAAGUAAUGCUAGCAGCACUUACAAUGCCAGGGUUCACGAAGAUAUGGCGCAGCCAAUGGACCUACACAUCAAUAAUUCUAGAAUUUACGUAUUCAACUUUUUUAUAACUAAUAAA
Molecule: messenger RNA, 5394 nt
Organism: Anastrepha ludens (Mexican fruit fly)
Lineage: Eukaryota; Metazoa; Arthropoda; Insecta; Diptera; Tephritidae
Gene: nAChRalpha6
Product: neuronal acetylcholine receptor subunit alpha-7
Exons: 12
Coding region: 1-1545 (514 amino acids)
Biological process (GO): chemical synaptic transmission; nervous system process; regulation of membrane potential
Cellular component (GO): neuron projection; synapse; postsynaptic membrane
Molecular function (GO): acetylcholine-gated monoatomic cation-selective channel activity; transmembrane signaling receptor activity
Source: RefSeq, a predicted model, not a curated record